AAGAACGGUACUUGCUCUUUAACGUCCGAUACACGAGUAGUGCGGAGGGAGGGUUUGAGAGAGGCGGGAUCUUCCGGGCGGAUUCUGGCGAGAAGAGGAAGGAGCUGCUGACAGGCAGGCAGAACCUGAUACUGAGGGAAAGAGUUUAGUUCAUAUGUUAACAACAAAAACGUUACAUAUGGCUCCGAGAAGUCUUAAUUUAUGGAGUGUGUGCUGUUUGCUUCUGUGUUUUGUUGCAGCAGUGUUCGCAGGACGCGAUUUCUACAAGAUUUUGGGGGUGCCCAAAACCGCGUCUAUUAAGGACAUCAAGAAAGCCUACAGAAAACUUGCUCUUCAGCUUCACCCAGAUAGGAAUCAAGGCGAUCCAGAGGCUCAAGACAGGUUUUCAGACCUAGGGGCAGCAUAUGAGGUGCUCUCCGAUGAGGAGAAAAGGAAACAAUAUGAUAAGUUUGGAGAGGAGGGAUUGAAAGAAGGCCAUUCCAGUUCCCAUGAUGAUAUCUUCUCUAGUUUCUUUGGCAACUUUGGGACAUUUUUUGGUGGAAGCCCCCAGAAUCAAGAUCGCAAUGUCCCUCGAGGGAGUGACAUUGUGCUAGACCUGGACGUCACACUUGAAGAGGUCUAUUCUGGAAAUUUUGUGGAGGUGGUGCGUAACAAGCCCGUUGCCAAAGAGGCCCCAGGGAAGAGAAAAUGCAACUGUAGGCAGGAAAUGAGAACAACGCAGCUGGGACCCGGGCGCUUCCAGAUGACUCAGGAAGUCGUCUGUGACGAGUGUCCCAAUGUCAAGCUGGUAAAUGAAGAGAGGACAUUAGAGGUGGAGAUUGAGCAGGGAGUAAGGGAUGACAUGGAGUAUCCCUUCAUUGGGGAGGGUGAACCACAUAUAGAUGGAGAGCCAGGAGAUUUACGUUUCCGUAUUAAAGUUUUGAAGCACCCAGUAUUUGAGCGCAGGGGAGAUGAUCUCUAUACUAAUGUCACCAUCUCCUUGGUGGAGGCGCUGGUGGGUUUUGAGAUGGAGAUCACUCACCUAGAUGGACACAAGGUUCACAUCGUGAGAGAUAAAAUCACCAAGCCUGGGGCCAAGCUGUGGAAAAAGGGGGAGGGGCUUCCAAACUUUGACAACGUCAACAUCCGAGGCUCACUCAUUGUCACCUUUGAUGUGGAAUUCCCAAAGGAUCAGCUGGAUGAACAGCAAAGAGAAGCAAUGAAAGAGUUGUUGAAGCAGGAACCAAUACAGAAGGUUUAUAAUGGACUACAAGGAUACUGAAACACUAAUGCACACGAGGACUUUCAUUCAUGUGGACAGGCACAGAGAAUCGUAUCGGGAUGAAUUCAUUUUGUCUGGAUAUCACUCAGGAUGUUUUUUUUUUAAUGUUCAUUUUGUCAGUAAUCCUUGUGUAUCCACCCCAACAACCUUUUUUAGGAAAUGCAAAGUGAUUGGAGGUAGCAUCUUUUCCUCCAGUUCUGAUAGAUAUUUAUUUUAGUUUUUCAGUUGUGUCCCCCCCGAUUUUUAUUUUUUUUAAUUUCAUUUUUAUCCUGUUCUAAAUUGAAGAUAAUGAUUAUCUGACAGGUUGAAGUCUUCCUAAACGGAACUCCUGCUACCACUUGACUAGCCCUUUGUCAGCAGGACAGCCAGUCACAGCUGAUGGGUUGCAAUGCUAAGAAGGAAUUGCUCCUCCAUUGCUCAGAAUUGUUGAGGCAGCACUUCCUUCGGAAUCUUGCCAGGAUGGAAAUGCUCGCUCUUAUUUUUCCCAACAAAGGUUUUCUUUUAUGAUUUUUCUUUUAGUUUGGGGAAAAAAAUUAUUCCAAGAUUAAAAAAAAUAAAUA
This is a messenger RNA of Brienomyrus brachyistius, 1821 nucleotides long. It is a transcript of the gene dnajb11, whose product is annotated as DnaJ heat shock protein family (Hsp40) member B11. Gene Ontology annotation, molecular function: misfolded protein binding. The record is from RefSeq and is a predicted model, not a curated record. The transcript has 10 exons. Gene Ontology annotation, cellular component: endoplasmic reticulum. NCBI's taxonomy places the organism in Eukaryota, Metazoa, Chordata, Actinopteri, Osteoglossiformes, Mormyridae. The coding region runs from base 155 to 1261 and encodes 368 amino acids. Gene Ontology annotation, biological process: protein folding; protein maturation.